Messenger RNA from Caenorhabditis angaria, 6708 nucleotides. The record is from the annotation of a GenBank genome assembly. NCBI's taxonomy places the organism in Eukaryota, Metazoa, Nematoda, Chromadorea, Rhabditida, Rhabditidae.
AUGGCGACAAUUGAUGGUGUUGUUAUUAAGGAUUCGGUGAAGGUAAAUCACAUUUUUGAGGUUUUCUGGGUCCUGCAGCGAUCUACAGUAGUCUAGACAUGAAAUUUCGAGUUUCUCUUGAAAUUUGGGUCUCAGAGCGAUCUACAGUACUUCUAGACCCUGAAAUCCAGAUUUUUCUUAAAAUUUGGGUUUUGGAGCGAUCUACAGUACUCCUAAACGUGAAAAAUUGGGUUUUUCUCGAAAUUUGGGAACUGAGAAGAUCUACAGUACUCCUAGACCCUGAAAUCCAGAUUCUUCACAAAAUUUGGGUCCCGGAGCGAUCUACACUGUUCUACAGUACUCCUAAACCUGAAAAAUUGGGAUUUUGCUCAAAAUUUGGGUCCUGGAGCGAUCUACAGUACUCCUAGACCCCAAAAUCCAGAUUUUUCUCGUGAAAUUUGGGUCUUGGAGCGAAAUACAGUACUCCUAGACAUGAAAAUUCGAGUUUCUCGUGAAAUUUGGGUCUCAGAGACAUCUACAGUACUUCUAGACCUGAAAAUUCCAAUUUUCUGUGAAAUUUGGGUCCUGGAGCGAUCUACAGUAUUCUAGACAUAAAAAAAUCCAGAUUUUCCACAAAAUUUGGGUCCUGCAGCGAUCUACAGUACUUCUAGACCUGAAAAUCCAUGUUUUUCGCAAAAUUUGGCUCCAAAUCAUCUAAAAAUUCGAAAAUUUCAGGUCGAACGAAUUGGUGUCCACUCACAUAUUCGUGGACUUGGCCUAAAUGAGCGAUUAGAAGCGGCGCCAGUUGCCGACGGAAUGGUUGGACAAUUGGCAGCUCGCCAAGCUUCUGGUUUCAUUGUCAAAAUGAUUCAGGAGGCCAAAAUUGCCGGAAGAGCACUUUUGAUCACUGGUUGGUGAUCAUACAUCAGUAUCCCCGGAUUUUCGUCCGGAGGGGGUCUGGCUAACUUUGGAAAAAAGGCGUGGGGACCGGCUAACUUUUUGAAAAAAUAACAAUUUACCUCCCAAAAACCAAGUUUUUUCUCUUUUUUUUUUGAGGGGGUCUGGCUAAUUUUUGUAUUUUCACAUUCCGGGGGUGGCUAAUUUUGAGACCCUGACCGGGAGAAACCGAUGUAUGUUGGUGAUUUUUGGGUGGAAAUUUGAGAUUUUUUGAGUCCGGAACUCGAAAAUUUGAGCUCUAGAGCUUGUUUUUGAGAUUUGGAGCAUUUAUGAGCUCUGUAACAUUUUUCUAAUAUUUUUGAGCGGAAAUUCGGGAUUUCUGGAUAAUUUUCAAUCUCCGAGCCGGAGUUUCAAGAUUUUUGGCUCAAUUUUGAUCUCUGCAGCUCUGGAGCCAAAUUUUCAGAUUUGAAAAUGUUUCUCAAAAACUACAGUAAUCUCGAGACUAGCUGACUAGAAAAAAUGACUAGAUUUUUCAGAAUAAAUUGAAAUUCCCCACGAAAAAAAAUCGCGGAUUUUGUACGUUUCAAAAAUUUGAUAUGUUUUUUUCAAAUUUUUCGAAUUUUUUGAUGGGUUGAUGAUAAAGUUUGACCUCUCUGGAUCAAAUUUGAAAGAUUUUGAGGGAAUAUUUGAAUUCCGGAGCAAAAUUGGAGGAAUUUUCGAUAAAAUUUGAGCUCGGGAGCCUAUUUUUGAGAUUUGGAGCAUUUUCCUAAUGAUUUUGAGCGAACAUUUGGAAUUUCUGACAAAAUUUGAGCUCGGGAGGCUAUUUUUUGAAUCCCCGAGCUAUUUUGGAUAAAAUUUGAGCUCCGGAGUAUAUCUUUGAGAUUUUUUGAGCUCUGGAGCAUUUUCCUAAUGAUUUUGAGCCCAGACUAACAUGAGCAAUGCUUUUCAGAGGCUAGAGAUAAGGAGAAUGUUAGAGACGCAGAGAAAAAUUAAAUUCACACUUAAAAAUAUACAUUUUUGAGAUUUGGAGCAUUUUUCCAAUGAUUUUGAGCACACACUAACAUGAGCAAUGUUUUUCAGAAGCUUGGAGAAGCAUUGCUCAUAUUAUGCCUUCACACCUAAAAAUCCCCAAUUUUCAGGUCAACCUGGAGCCGGAAAAACAGCUCUAGCAAUCGGAAUCUCAAAACAACUCGGACAAGAUACUCCAUUUGUAUCAAUCAGUGCUUCUGAAGUAUAUUCAAGUGAAAUCAAUAAAACCGAAGCAUUGACACAGGCAUUCAGAAGAGCUAUCGGAAUUCAAAUCAAAGAAGAAACUGAAGUAUUAGAGGGUGAAGUUGUGAGUUUGGAAAUUGAUAGAAGUGCGACUGGAGUGGGACCGAAAAUUGGAAAAUUGACGAUGAGAACUACGGAUAUGGAGACGAUUUAUGAUUUGGGAAGCAAAAUGGUUGAUGCUUGUUUGAAAGGUGAGCCAAUUUGGGAGAAAUGAGCCAAAAUUCGAGAUUUUUUGAGCAAUUUUGAGCCUAGGCAUGAUUUUCUGAUCAAAAUUGAGCUCAGGAGUAGAUUUUUGCGCUGAAAACUUUAAAAUUCGAGAUUUUUGAACAAUUUUGAACCUCGGAAUCAUUUUCUGGAUCAAAAUUGAGCUCAGGAGUAGAUUUUUGAGGUGAAAACUUUAAAAAAUCGAAAUUUUUUGUCAAUUUUGAGCAUGGGAAUGAUUUUCUGGUCAAAAUUGAACGCAGGAGUAGAUUUUUGAGCUGAAAACUUCAAAAAUCGAAAUUUUUGGGUAAUUUUGAGCCGGGGAUUUUUUUCUGGACAAAAUUGAGCUCAGGAGUAAAUUUUUGAGCUGAAAACUUCAAAAAAUCGAAUUUUUUGUCAAUUUUGAGCCUGAGAAUGAUUUUCUGAUCAAAAUUGAGCUCAGGAGAAGAUUUUUGAGCUGAAAACUUGAAAAAUUGAGAUUUUUGGUCAUUUUUGAGCCGGGGAAUGAUUUUCUGGUCAAAAUUGAGCUCAGGAGUAGAUUUUUGAGCAGAAAACUACAAAAAUCGAGAUUUUUGGUCAUUUUUGAGCCGGGGAAUGAAAUUUUGGCUUGAAAAUCAAGUUCUGAAAAGAAUUGAAAUAUUUUCAUGUAAAAUUUGGAAUUUUUGAUGAUUUUUGAGCUCUUAAAUGAUUUUCUGACUCAAAUCUAAAAAAAUCGCGGAUUUUGUACGUUUCAAAAAAUUUGGUAUAUUUUUUUGAAAUUUUGGAAUUUUUUGAUGGGUCCAGGUAAAACUUAGAACCAUAUAAUUGUUUGAAUUUCGAGUUCCCAACUGGAUUUUGAGCCUAGAUCUGAUUUUCUGGUGAAAUUCUGAAUUUUUGAGCCGAAUUUGACCUCAAAAAUCCAAUUUUUUGCAGAAAACAUUGUGCCAGGAGAUGUAGUUCAAGUGGACAAAUCAACAGGUCGUGUAACUCGUCUCGGAAAAUCCUUCAACAGAUCGCAUGAUUUCGAUGCGAUGGGACCAAAAGUGAAAUUGGUGAAAUGUCCGGAUGGUGAAAUUCAAAAAAGACGCGAAACUGUUCACACUGUCUGUCUGCAUGAUAUUGAUGUGAUUAAUUCGAGAACACAGGGAUAUGUUGCAUUGUUCAGUGGUGAUACUGGAGAGAUUAAGGUAGGGGUGAAAUUUUCGGUCUUGGGCGAUUUUUGGAUGGUUUUUACGUUGAAAUAUGAGCUUCUGGGGUGAUUUUUGAUGAAAAAAGCUUAAUUUUGAGCUAUUUCUCAUGAAAUUUCAGUCCCGGGGUGAUUUUACGUCAAAAAUGAGCCCAGAGAUGAUUUUUGAUGAAAAAAGCUUAAUUUUGAGCUAUUUCUCAUGAAAUUUGAGUCCUGGAACCAUUUUAUAUGAAUUUUGAGCCAUUCUCACCUAAUUCAGCUCGAAAAUGAGCUCUGCGCUGAUUUUUAAUGAAAAUCAAUGAAUUUUGAGCAAAAUUUGGAUUCUCGAGCCAAUUUUCAUGAAAUUUCACGUCCCUGGAGCAAAUAUGCUCAAUUUUGAGCUGUUUUUCAAGAAAAAAUUGAGAUUUUUUGGGUCCUGCAGCGAAUAAUCUACAGUAGUUUUCAUUAUUCGCUAGAAAACCUUGAAAUAACUACAGUAUUCCUGCUAAAAACUGAAUUUUUCGAAAAAAAAAUCGAUAAUUUUCUACAGUAAUCUGGCUAAAGUACUUUUGAAAACCUACAAAAAAUUUUUUCGAAAAAUUAAGGCUCCAGUAAUCCUAUGGGUUUAUACAGUAACCCGUCUACAGUACUCUGAAUUUUCCCAAAAUUUUAGACUACAGUAACCCGUCUACAGUACUUCAAAAUAUUUAGAUAUUCUACUACAGUAACCCAGAUACAGUACUCCCUCAAAUGUUCCUUUAAUUUGUAGUAGCCUUAUAAGGUGCUAGAAAAAUCUAAAAAUUCCACAAUUUUGAAAUUCCUACAGUAAACCACGGUACCCUGAAAUUUGAAUAAAAAAGAAAAAAACGGAAUUUUUGGAAAAAUCAAUAAUUUUAUACUACAGUAAUCCAUCUACAGUACCUCAAAACAUUUACAUAUUCUACUACAUUAACCCAACUACAGUACUCCCAAAUGUCCCUUUAAUUUUUCCAGGCUGAAGUUCGCGAUCAAAUCAAUCGAAAAGUGUUAGAAUGGCGUGAAGAAGGAAAAGCUCAAUUUGUUCCCGGUGUUCUUUUCAUCGAUGAAGCUCACAUUUUAGAUAUCGAAUGUUUCUCAUUUUUGAAUCGAGCAAUCGAAGGAGAAUUGAGUCCACUUUUAAUUAUGGCAACAAAUCGAUUGAUUGAAAAAGUUAGAGGAACUGAUGUUGAAUCGGCUCAUGGAAUUCCGAGCGAUUUUUUGGAUCGAAUGCUCAUUGUUAAUGCUGAACCAUAUACUAAUGAGGAUAUUGAGAAGAUUUUGAAGUUGCGGGCGGAUGAGGAGGGUGUUAAGUAAGGAUUUUUGGGAAUUCCGGAUAGGCGGAAGCUUGCGGAAUUUGAAAAAUGACGAAAAUUGAUACCAAACAUGCCUAGAAGGUUUUUUAAAACUUUAAAAGGUCAAAAAUGUCACUUGCGACCUGACGGCCGCACGUUUAGAUCGCUGCCGCUUACGCGGAAGCUUGCGGAAGCGGAAAAUUCGGGAUUUUUGCUCUAGAAUUAGCCUAAACCGGAAAAUCUGAGAUAAGUUUUGAAUUUUGAUAUCAAUUUCCCGAAUUCUGGAAGAUUUUGAGCCUAGAACUCGAAAAUUUGAGCUCCUGAGCUUAUUUUAGAAUUCUGGGACGAUUUUAAUGCGAAAAAAAAAUAAUUUUAGAUAGAAUUUGAGCUCUAGAGCUUGUUUUCAAGGUUUGGAGCAUUUUUCCAAUGAUUUUGAGCGAAAAUUUUGGAUUUCUGACAAAAUCUGAGCCCCAAAGCCUAUUCUAUGAAUUCCGGAGCAAAUUUAGACGGACUCUGGAACGAUUUUGGGGCAAAAAAAAAAAUUUUGGAUAGGAUUUGAGCUCGAGAGCUUUCUUUUGAGAUUUUUUAGCUCUGGGGAACUUUUGCAAGAUUUUGAUCCAAAAUUUGGGUUUUUUUGACGAGUUUUGAGUUUGGAACUCGAAAAUUUGCUCCUGAGCUUAUUUUUGAGAUUUUUCGCAUAAUUUUGAGCUCCGGAGAAUUUUCACAAGAUUUCGAGUUGAAAAAUGAGGUUUUUGGACAAUUUUCAGUCUUGGAGCCAGAAUUUUAGGAUUUUUUGCUCAUUUUUGAGCUCUGCAGCUCUGGAGCCAAAUUUUCAGAUUUGCUCAUAAACUACAGUAAUUUCAAGAGCUGACUAGAAAAAAUCUCAAGAUUUUUCAGAAAAAAUUGAAAUUCCCCCGAAAAAAAUCACGGAUUUUUUGUACGUUUCAAAAAUUUGAUAUGUUUUCUCAAAAUUUUGAAUUUUUUGAUAAGUUUCCUCUUUGCACAAAAAAUUCAAAAAAAAUUCUAAUUCUCCUAAAAAAUUCCCGAUUUUUCCAUGAAAAGUGCACAUUUCCUAUCUAAAAUCCCCUAAUUCAAAAUCUCUUCCUUCAGACUUGAUUCAAAUUCACUUGCUCUUCUGGUCAAACUCGUCUCAACAACUUCAUUGAGAUAUUCGAUUCAAUUGAUUUCGGUGGCUGAAGUUUUGAGAAUGAGAAGCAAAGAACAAACUGUAAGUGGCUUUUGGGGUCUCGUAUGGAAAACUACAGUAAUCCUAUCAAAAAAUGCUGAAAAAUGAUGGAUUUUGAGCUUGAAUUGAUCAUUUUUGGGUCCCGCAGCGAAAACUACAGUAAUCUAGUUAUAAGUCUUUGAAAAAUUAGAAAAAUAGCCAAUUUUAGGUCCCGAAGGGAAAACUACAGUAGUCUUAUCACAAAUUUGGGAAAAAAUGAUGGAUUUUGAGCACGAAUUGCUCAUCUUUGGGUCCCACAACGAAAACUACAGUACUCCAGCCAUAUUAUAUUAGUUUUGAUUUUAGCGACUGCAUGGUCUUGCGAAAUUGAAAAAUUAUUGGAUAAUAAAUUAUAUGUUGAAAUUUUGAAACGUUUUUUUUUCUGUUUUUAAAAAAUUCUAAUUUUUGAAUCAAAAUGUGUCUCAAAAUCCAAAUUUAGGUCUCGUAGCGAAAAAGUACAGUAAUCCCUGGAUUUUUAGCCAAAAAUUAUGAAUUUUGAACCAAAAUUGCUUUUUUUGGGUCUCGCCACGAAAACUACAGUACCCCUGCCAUGUUCCUUUCAAAAAAAACCCCCCAAUUUUUUGUAGAUCACAACCGACCACGUCUCAAAAGCCUACCGUAUGUUUUAUGACGCGAAACGAAGUCAAAAAUUGUUGAACGACGCCGAUUAUUUGCUCUAA